Molecule: messenger RNA, 111 nt
Organism: Haemonchus placei
Lineage: Eukaryota; Metazoa; Nematoda; Chromadorea; Rhabditida; Trichostrongylidae
Source: the annotation of a GenBank genome assembly
AGUCUGACAGCUGCUGCUUUGAAUGCAGUGACGAACAUAGCGGUUACACCACGGUCUACUGACUUCGAAACCAUCGCUUACAUCUAUGAACGAUCACUGAACGUCUACUAA